Messenger RNA from Tinamus guttatus (white-throated tinamou), 1548 nucleotides. The record is from RefSeq and is a predicted model, not a curated record. Lineage: Eukaryota; Metazoa; Chordata; Aves; Tinamiformes; Tinamidae.
AUGGCCAGGACCCCUCGGUACCGGCCAGGACAACUCCGUACCAUUCCGUACCCCUCAGUACCAGCCAGGACAGCUCGAUACCAGCCAGGACCCCUUAGUACCAAUCAAGCCCCCUCAGUACCAGCUAGGACCCAUUGGUACCGAUCAGAACACCCUGGUACCGGCCAGGACCCCUCAUUACUGGCCAGGACCUUUUGGUACCAGCCAGGAUACCCUGGUACCGGCCAGGACAACUCCGUACCAUUCAGGACCCCUCAGUACCAGCCAGGACAGCUCAGUAGGACAGCUCAGUACCAGCCAGGACCCCUUAGUACCAAUCAAGCCCCCUCAGUACCAGCUAGGACCCAUUGGUACCGAUCAGGACACCCUGGUACCGGCCAGGACCCCUCAUUCCUGGCCAGGACCUUUUGGUACCAGACAGGAUACCCUGGUACCGGCCAGGACCUCCUCAUACUGGCCAGGACUCCUUGGUCCUGUCCAGGACACCUCGGUAGUAGGUGUUCCCAGGCAGGACCCCUCGGUCCCGGCCAGGUUACUCUGGUACCAGCCAGGACACCUGGCUCGGCCGUUGACGGCAGGAGCGGCGCCAAAGUGGCCAUAAAGAAGCUGUACCGCCCGUUCCAGUCGGAGCUCUUCGCCAAGCGGGCCUACCGCGAGCUGCGCCUCCUCAAGCACAUGCGCCACGAGAACGUCAUUGGAAUAUUGGAUGUAUUCACACCAGAUGUAACACUGGAGAAAUUUAAUGACUUCUACCUAGUCAUGCCAUUUAUGGGAACGGACUUGAGUAAGAUAAUGAAGCAUGAGAAACUGACUGAAGACCGAAUCCAGUUCCUGGUGUAUCAGAUGUUGAAAGGCCUAAAGUAUAUUCACUCAUCAGGCAUAAUUCACAGGGAUCUGAAACCCGGAAACCUGGCAGUAAAUGAAGACUGUGAAUUGAAGAUCCUGGAUUUUGGGUUGGCAAGGCACACGGACAGUGAGAUGACAGGUUACGUGGUUACGAGGUGGUACAGAGCCCCAGAGGUCAUACUCAACUGGAUGCAUUACACACAAACAGUUGACAUCUGGUCUGCGGGCUGCAUAAUGGCUGAGAUGAUAACUGGGAGGCCUCUGUUCAAAGGAAACGAUCAUCUGGACCAACUCACCGAAAUAAUGAAAAUAACAGGCACACCAACUCAAGAUUUUGUUCAAAAACUGCAGAGUCAAGAUGCAAAAAACUAUAUCAAAAGCCUCCCAAAAGUCCAGAAAAAAGAUUUUGCAUCGAUCUUGAAGUACGCGAGUCCCUUGGCUGUAAACCUCUUGGAGAGGAUGCUGGUGCUAGAUGCAGAUAAGAGAGUCACAGCAGCCGAGGCUUUGAUGCAUCCUUACUUUGAACCUAUUCAUGAUCUGGAGGAAGAAAUCGAAGCUGAGAAAUACGACGACACGUUUGAUAACAUGGAUCUUCCACUGGAUGAAUGGAAGCGUAUUACAUAUAAAGAGAUACUGAACUUCAAGCCACCACAAACGUCAGAGUCAAAGGAGACAGCGGUGUAAUCGUGGGACUUGAUCCUU